AAACAGAACAAAUUGAGGCUGCUUUUCAAGGCUUCCAGACUACUUGCAGGCAACAUUUGGGAUAUGCAGGCUCCAGAUAAGACAUGCAAACCUAGAUGUGUUCACAUGGUUUUGGGGGACCAAAUAAGUUGGAAUUUGCAGGGUGUAUUAUUUAAUGCAAGAAGCAAUACAGCACCAGCUAUUAGUUUUUGCCAAAGUUUUAGUUUCACUUUGAAUUGCACUAACAAUUAACAAGACUCAUGAUGUAUGAAAUAGGAGUUGAAGCUAUUGUCCAGACUUCAUAACUGUAAUUCAGUUGUUAAGUUUAUUGUUGGAAUCAAUAAAGAACACCUUCCGUUUCUCACCACAGGUACUGCUCAUUUUCAGACCAUGCAUCUAACCAAGUGGAUUAUGAUCAAACUGUAAGGGCAUUCAGUUGCAAACAUAUGUAACCAUGUCUGGUGAGCAGUACAAAGGAUUGGUAAAGCUGUCUGACCACAGUCAACAAACACUGAUCAAGAAAUGUCGAAUCCAUGAUGUGUAUGAAGUGGAACAUGCACCUUUUGCAAGGGGCAAGUUCGCGACCGUGCGCAAGUCGACGCACCGCGUGUCGGGCGUCACGUUCGCCGCCAAGUUCGUACGGCGGCGGCGGCGCGCCUCCGAGGUGCUGCACGAGAUCCUGCACGAGGUGGCCAUCCUGGAGCUGGCGCGCGCCGCCGCUGGCCAGCCGGGCAGCGAGCGCAUCGUGCGCCUGCACGAGGUGUUCGAGACGCCCACCGAGACGGCGCUCGUGCUCGAGAUGGUGCCGGGCGGCGAGCUGCAGCGGCUGGUGGACGUGGACGAGACGAUCGCCGAGCCGGAGGCGCGCCGCAUGCUGCGUCAGGUGCUCGAGGCGGUCGUCUUCCUCCAUGACAGGAAUAUCGCCCAUCUGGACCUCAAGCCUCAGAACAUCCUGUUGACGGGGCCGUUCCCCGGCUGUGACGUCAAGCUGUGCGACUUCGGCAUCUCGCGUCUGAUCGAGCCGGGCGUGGAGGUGCGCGAGGUGCUGGGCACGCCCGACUACGUGGCGCCCGAAGUGCUGCAGUACGAGCCCAUCAGUCUGCUGACCGACAUGUGGUCAAUCGGAGUGUUGGCGUACGUGCUGCUCUCCGGCCACUCGCCGUUCGGCGGCGACACCAAGCAGGAGACGUUCUGCAACAUCGCUCAGGGCCAGCUGGACUUCCCCGAGGAGCUGUUCGCCGACACGUCGCAGGCGGCGCUCGACUUCAUGACCGCCCUGUUGCUGGUCGAGCCCAGUGAGCGUCUGUCAGCGCGCACCAGCCUGCAGCACGCCUGGCUGACGCCGCCGCCGAGCGCUCCGCCAGCGCCGGCGCCGGCGCCCCACCUGCACCAGGUCAUCAUCAAACGCUCCGGCCGCGACGGCGACCCGGCCUCCUUCCCCAGCAAGAUGCCAUAUACCAUUUCAUGGACUGUGACGGCUCCCGAGACUGGACCGCCAAAGCCGUACCCGGACAUCUCGCAGAUAGCCGACUUCUCCGCGUCCCAGCAGCCCCAGCACGACGCGCCCGAGCCGCGAGUCAAGAAGUUCUACCCGGGCGUGCUCGACUCCAAGUACAUGCAGGCGGUGGUGCGCGUGGUUUGA
Pollicipes pollicipes is the source of this 1621-nucleotide messenger RNA. Its product is annotated as death-associated protein kinase related. The transcript is spliced from 8 exons. Gene Ontology annotation, molecular function: protein serine/threonine kinase activity; ATP binding. The record is from RefSeq and is a predicted model, not a curated record. The coding region runs from base 434 to 1621 and encodes 395 amino acids. NCBI's taxonomy places the organism in Eukaryota, Metazoa, Arthropoda, Thecostraca, Pollicipedomorpha, Pollicipedidae. Gene Ontology annotation, cellular component: nucleus. Gene Ontology annotation, biological process: protein phosphorylation; intracellular signal transduction; positive regulation of apoptotic process.